AUGAUUGCUGACGACCAAUUGAAUACGCUAGCUAUUGCCUUUGGAGUCAUCAUGGUGACUUUAAUUGUUGUGUACCAUGCGAUUUUAUCCAGUACCAAACAAACAGCUGUUAAAGAGGCCUAA
Messenger RNA from Lachancea lanzarotensis, 123 nucleotides. RefSeq names its product LALA0S12e02938g1_1 (gene OST4). The transcript has a single exon. Bases 1 to 123 code for a protein of 40 amino acids. The record is from RefSeq and is a predicted model, not a curated record. NCBI's taxonomy places the organism in Eukaryota, Fungi, Ascomycota, Saccharomycetes, Saccharomycetales, Saccharomycetaceae.